Molecule: messenger RNA, 783 nt
Organism: Triticum turgidum subsp. durum (durum wheat)
Lineage: Eukaryota; Viridiplantae; Streptophyta; Magnoliopsida; Poales; Poaceae
Source: the annotation of a GenBank genome assembly
AUGUGGACUGCCCUGCUCUCCCGGCGGUGGCGCCCCCUCUGGUGUUGCGUCCCCCUCAACCUCACCGUCGACAGCUGCCUCUAUGACGGGGAUUGCAAACGCAUGGCCGCAGUCUCCAAGAUCCUUUCAUCGCACCCUGGGCCAGCCAGACGCCUUGACAUCCGCAUGUUCAGUACCAAUUGCAAGGUCCAACCCAAGUUCGACGAGUGGUUCUUAUCCCCCGCCCUAGAUCAGCUCGAGGUGCUCAGCUUUGAAGCUGGACGAUGUCGCUCUCUGCCGCCGUCCACGCUCCGCCUCACGCCAACACUGUGCCGCGCCAGUUUCAGCUCCUGCUAUCUUCCCCAGAUUAAUGUCACGCCCGCCCUUCUUCUCCCUCAACUCAAGCAGAUCGACUUCUUUGACAUUGUCAUCUCGAAGAAGCCUAUGGAGCACCUACUCUACAGCUAUACUGCGCUCGAGUACCUUCGUCUUGAGCAGAUCCACGGGUUCAUUAGCCUCCACAUCGCCUCGACGAAUCUCCAAUGGAUUUAUGUGUCUUGCUGGCCCCGCAACAAGACAUCAAUUGGGAAGAGAUCACUCCAGCUAUUCCAUGUUAUGGUCAUUGAGAAUGCGCCUUUCCUUGAGAGAUUGCUUGUAUCGGAUCUAGAAGGUCCAACAAAAAUCAAGGUCAUUGACACGCCGAAAUUGACAGCGUUGGUGUACUCGUCUGCCAAAUUCUCCGAACUCUUUAUUGGAUCCGUAAUCGUUCAGGUACAACACUCGUCUUCUUCUCCGUCUUCUUGA